Messenger RNA from Sinocyclocheilus grahami, 2905 nucleotides. Its product is annotated as centrosomal protein of 112 kDa-like. The record is from RefSeq and is a predicted model, not a curated record. Lineage: Eukaryota; Metazoa; Chordata; Actinopteri; Cypriniformes; Cyprinidae.
AUGAGUUCUGCAAACUGGAGGAACAUGAGUGAGCAAGACUGCUUUGCGGUUCUGGACUCUGAGUUUGAUCAUUACCUGGUGGACAUGAAGUCAUAUGUGCUUAAACUGACCGACAAGACAGAGCACCAGCGAUGUGCACUGUGGAUUAAAAAGUUGUGUGAUUCUGAGACCUGUGACUCUGGACUGACUGGAAGGAAAAAUCGUAACAUGUACACCCGACUCCUUCUGCACAUGCUCAGAAAAGCAGUUUUAGAGGGUCCAUUUACCCACAAACCUGAAGCAGGCGGCCUCAAGACUUUACCCACAUACAUGUCCAUCUAUUUCGGUGAGCCGUUGCUGGGAAGGUCACAGGAGCAGAGAUCUGCUGUGCUGCCAGACUGGGUGUCUGGGGAGUUGGGUCAGACUGAUGGCUCAUGGUCCACCUUGCCCCUCUCAAACACACACAGGAAGAGGAGUUUGUUCAGCGAUAAGUCACCAACCAGACCGCUGUCCUCAAGUCCCGUCAAACGCGACAUCAAGGAUGAUGUCAAGAUGGCGGAGGCACACAGGAGGCCGCCCAUCUCCUCUGACGAUAGUGACUUUGAGGCUCGCUUCAACAGCUGGAAGCUGUUUUACCUGGGGAUAGAAAACCCCAGAUAUCUGCGUGAGAACCCUAUCCCUCUGUCCCCAAUUUACAACAAAUCAAGUCUUGGAAACAGCAUCCUUUGUGAUGAGGCCACCCCAGUGAAAGCUGAUAAGGAGAUUGAGUUGAGAACUAAAGUCUUGGAGGCCAAACAUCAAGAGGAUACAGUGAGGAUGCAGCAGAAACAUGAUGCCGAGAUUCAGAAGAUUUUGGACUGCAAUAAUGGCGAGAUUGACGAACUAAAGAGCAUGUACCGUGGGAAGCAGAAGGAGGCGGAUGAGACGAUUCGGAAGCUGGAGAAGAGAGUUCAAAGCCUGCUGCGAGAGUCCCAGGUCAUCCGACAGACCAAAGAGAAACAGAUCAGCGAGCUGAAGAAAAUGUCUGAUCAAAGUGCUGAAUCUCUGAAAAACGAAUGGGAGAAGAAGUUGCAGUUGGAACAAGAAAAGUUUGAGCUGCAGAAGAAGCACACAGACAACAUCCAGGAGCUGCUGGAAGCCACCAACCAACGACUCGCCAAGAUGGAGGCUGAGUACAGCAGCCAGACACAGGGUCACUCACGCUCUGGUGCUAUCCUGAUUUCUCAAAAAAGCUCUUCAAAGCUACGUGGAGUCACAUCGUUCAUAUCUUCUGGACGGAAGCAGAUGUUGCAUGAGCUGGAGACACGGGUGAAGCAGCUCUCGGUGGAGGUGGAGAACGGGAACCUGCUCCGGCAGAAGGUCACUCAGGAGAAAGCUGAGUUAGAGAUUCAUAUCGCCUCCAUCAGCGCUGAGCUUCAAGAGGCCAACCACAGGAGCAUAUCCCUGCAGAGGGAGAUGGAGCAGAUGAGAGACCAGCAUGAAGACACGCUGCAGAAACUUCAGGCUAGACAUAAUGCUGACAUGAGCCACUUCCAGCAGGAGCAUGCCCUCUCUGCAGCCAAGGCAUCAGAGGGGAUUGAAGAUUUGGAACAGACUGGGAUUCACCUCAAACAGCCGAUACAGGAAGCUGAAAACAGGAGACAGAAACAGCUCAGGCACCAAGAGAAGUAGAUGCAGCAAGAGAUUACAGACAUGCAAAACAUCACUGACAAAAAGGUAAUUCAUAUGCUUCAGGCCGAGCUGGAAAAGGAACGAACCAACAGCAAGAGGAAGAUGAGCAAGAUGGAGGACUCACUCAGGGAUAAAGAGGAGCAGCUGGUUCAUCUUCGGGACAGUCAGAGACAUCAGGCCCAGCAGGCUGAGAGCACACUGGAGAGCUUUAAGAAGCAGGUGGAGCUGAACUCAGAGAUGACCUACGCUGACAUGAAGCAACAGAUGGAGAAAGUAGAGGCUGAUCUGAUUCACUCUAAAUCUCUCCGAGAGAAACAGUCUAAAGAGUUCAGUUACCAGCUGGAGGAGCUGCAGCGAAGAUAUGUGCAGCAGAUUGUGGAACUGAAACUGCAGCAUGAACAGGAGCGGACGCACCUACUCCAGACACACAAUGCUGAGAAGGACAGCCUGGUCCAGGACCACCAGCGGGAAAUCGAUAGUUUGGACAAGCAGGCGAGGGCCGCCAUGAUCCAGCAGCAAAUGCAAACCCAGGAAUGGAGGAAGCGCGAUGCUCAGACUAUCUCUGAUUUGGAGGCCCAGGUGCAUUCUCUGAGGAAGGAUCUGUUGGCAGCCCACAGUCAGAGGAAACAGAAGCUGAUGGAGUUGGGUGUGCUGCGGGAGGAGGAGCAACAGCGGGCCGCUCAGGACCAGCAAGCAGCUCUGGACCGGCUGCGGGCCGAGAUGGAUCAGGUGCAGCAGGACCUGGAAAGAACCCACAAGGCUGAAAAAGAGCUGGCCCAAGAGAAGGUUGAAGCUUCUUACAUAUACAUAUACAUUACAUAUAAUCAGAAGCUGGCCAAGUCUGCACAGGUGAUAGCUGAGCUGCAGACGUCUCUGAGCAGCGUCAAGGAAGACAGCCGCCAGACGCAGCAGAGUCUAGAGAGACAACAACAGGAAGCGCAGAGCCGCUGGGAACAGCUCAACAGAGAUGCUGACCAAACCAGCAAGGUUCUUCAGGAACGUGUGGAGAGUCUACAGAGACAGCUGCAUGCCGUUGAGAAGAAGUUGAUGAGCCACGAGUUGGAAUACCAGGAGCAGAUCACACCCGUCCGUCAGGAGAGUGAGUCGAAGAUCAAAGGCCUGAUUCCCGCAGAGCUGCAGCAGGAGCUGGAGGACACCAUCACCUCGCUUAAGUCACAGGUCAGCCUCCUGCAGAAGAGAGCGUCAGUCUUACAGGAGCAGUUAGAUGCUAGCCUCAUCAGGAGGUGAGGACCUG